AUGAAGCCUCUUCAAGCUUUGGCCACUGUUAUACACGUGGUAUCCUUUUCGUCUCUCUCCCUCUGCCUACCACAUGCUCAUGAUGCCUUUCCACCUUUACUCGAUGCCACACUCGCCGAUUUGCGCUCCGGCUUGGACACAAAUCUCUUCACCAGCGUGGAUCUAGUAAGGGCCUACAUUGAUAGAAUCCAAGAGGUCAAUCCGAUGCUCAAAGCCGUCACUGAGAUCAACCCUGAUGCAGUGUCCAUAGCCGCAGAGCGCGAUGCCGAGAGAAGAGCUGGCAUUGAUCGUGCCAAGCUUCCUCUCCAUGGCAUACCGGUGAUUCUCAAGGACAACAUUGCCACAUUCGAUAAGAUGAACAACUCUGCUGGCUCCUACGCCUUGCUGGGCGCCAAAGUUCCCGAAGACAGCACCAUUGCGUCCAAACUGCGCAAAGCCGGGGCCAUCAUUCUCGGCAAAUCCAACUUAUCGCAGUGGGCAGCAUCCAGAGAACACAUCAACCACGAAGGCUGGUCGGCAUAUGGCGGCCAAGCACUCGGCGCAUAUUUUCCGAAUCAAGAUCCUCGAGGCUCGUCGUCUGGAAGUGCCAUUUCGUCCUCGAUUGGCCUCUCAUGGGGGGCCGUUGGCACAGACACCAGCGGAUCGAUCCUCGCACCGGCGCAUGCAAACAAUGUCGUGGGAUUUCGGCCUACGGUCGGACUGACUUCGAGGCACUUGGUGAUUCCGUUUUCAUCGAGGCAAGACACUGUCGGAACUCUGACCAGAACGGUCAAGGAUGCCGCGUACCUGAUGCAGGCCAUGGCGGGACCUGAUGAGCACGACAACUACACCAGCGCGAUCCCGUUUGACGAGAUGCCCGAUUAUGUUGCCGCGUGUAAGGACUCGGGCCUCAGGGGCAAGCGAAUCGGCGUGUCCCGGAAUAUCCUCGCCACUGGUUUCGAUCCGGCAUACGACAGCGAUCCAGCAGCCUUUGAGAGAGCGCUGGACGUGAUGCGCUCGGCUGGUGCCCAGGUUGUGGACAACAUCGACAUGAUCUGCUCUACCGUGUAUCAGACAUUGACCAAUGCGUCUGCUCCUCAGAAACCGGCCUUUGCCCCCGUUGGCGCAGAUCUCUUGUCCGACCUCCCGCAAAAGUAUCUCAGCUUGCUUACGCACAAUCCCAACAACAUCACGUCGCUGGAGGAUCUUCGCGACUUCACCAGACGAGACCGCCGCGAGAACUAUCCCGGCUUCAGCACCGGCGCCUGGGACGACUUCCUGUACGUUGGCAUCAACAACACGGACCCGACAUACUGGCCCAACGUCACUCUGGAGCGAUACUUCUUCGCCAACGACUGCGUCGCGGGAGCAAUUGAAACGCACCGCCUGGACGCCAUGGUCAUGCCCACGCCCUAUGCGAGCUCGCCGGCCAGCGCAGUCGGCUUGCCCGUCAUCUCCGUGCCUCUGGGCCGCAGCCCGGACGGGGCUCCUACAACAAUGUCUGACUGGGGAAAUCUUGCGCUGUCGGCGCCCAAUGGCCCGUUUGGAAUCUCCUUUUCGGGGCUGGCCUUUAGCGAGGAGAAGCUUUUUGCAAUGGCGUAUGCGUUUGAGCAGAGGACGAAUGUGCGCGGGACGAUUCGUCCGCUUGUUGUGCCGAAGACGGAGCUGGUGGAUGUUGUGCGCAGGCGAUGUGUUGCGUUUCCGAUAUCUGCAGGGUGUUUGCUUUAG
Molecule: messenger RNA, 1707 nt
Organism: Trichoderma gamsii
Lineage: Eukaryota; Fungi; Ascomycota; Sordariomycetes; Hypocreales; Hypocreaceae
Product: amidase
Exons: 1
Coding region: 1-1707 (568 amino acids)
Source: RefSeq, a predicted model, not a curated record